This is a messenger RNA of Eucalyptus grandis, 1586 nucleotides long. Its product is annotated as 2-alkenal reductase (NADP(+)-dependent). Lineage: Eukaryota; Viridiplantae; Streptophyta; Magnoliopsida; Myrtales; Myrtaceae. The record is from RefSeq and is a predicted model, not a curated record. Bases 366 to 1406 code for a protein of 346 amino acids. Gene Ontology annotation, biological process: response to oxidative stress. Gene Ontology annotation, molecular function: 2-alkenal reductase [NAD(P)H] activity. The transcript has 5 exons.
UGUCGUCGUCUUUUUCUGGGGUUUUUGAAGUUCCUUGGCAGGUUGAGACGGUCAAACGGAGCAUGAGUGCCUGCUGUAUUGUGUUGAUCUGAUGCAUGAGUGGCUACACUUGCUUGGUUUGUUUGCUUGAUGCGUGAGUUUGUCCGGUUCUUGCUUCACCUAGCAUCAUUGCCGUGUGCGAAUCUUGUUGCGAGACUUGUCUGUUCUAGUAGGUCUUAGCAUCUCCACCCCAUGACAGCUGAGAAACAUCACUCCAUCUCUGCAUAUAGAGACGCUCCAAAACGCCGCACCUCUCCUAAGUUUUUAGCUUUCUUGGAUCUUUCGCGCAUUCUGUCGAGAGGAGAGAGAAGCAGAGAGAAGAAAGGAUGAGGAACAAGCAGGUGAUGUUCAGGGACUUUCUUGCGAAGGGAGCCUUCCCCAAAGAGUCAGACAUGGAGGUGACGGAGUCGACCAUUGAACUGACGACUGCGGUCGCCGAAGGCUCCACGGGAGUGCUGGUGAAGAAUCUCUACCUCUCCUGUGAUCCUUACAUGAGAAUCCGUAUGCAGAAGCUCACCGACCCGGCUGAGAGCUAUAUCGCCUCCUUCCAACCUGGUUCGCCUGUUACCGGAUUUGGAGUGGCGAGAGUCCUGGAAUCUGGGCAUCCGAAUUUCAAGAAAGGCGAUUUGGUUUGGGGCCUCACCGGAUGGGAGGAGUACAGUCUACUUCCCGUGCCAGAGACUUGCUUUAAGAUCGAACACACCGACAUUCCCCUCUCUUACUACACCGGUCUUUUGGGCAUGUCGGGCCUGACUGCUUAUGCUGGGUUUAUCGAGUUAUGCUCUCCUAAGAAAGGAGAAACUGUUUUUGUAUCGGCCGCAUCAGGGGCAGUUGGUCAGCUUGUUGGCCAGUUUGCGAAGUUGUUCGGUUGCUAUGUUGUUGGCAGUGCCGGCAGCAACGAAAAGGUCGACUUGCUGAAGAACAAGCUCGGAUUCGACGAAGCUUUCAACUACAAGGAAGAAUCAAAUCUGGAUGCAGCACUGAAAAGGUACUUCCCUGAGGGGAUCGACAUCUACUUCGAAAAUGUCGGGGGAAAGACGCUGGAUGCGGUGCUACUCAACAUGAAGCUUCAUGGUCGAAUCGCGGUAUGUGGAAUGAUCUCGCAAUACAACCUCGAGCAGCCCGAAGGCGUGCACAACCUGAUGCAACUCAUUACGAAGCAGGUUCGAAUGGAAGGUUUCAAUGUGCUUGAUUAUUGUCAUCUCUAUCCGAAGUUCCUGGAGAUGGUUUUGCCUCCCACUAAAGAGGGAAGGAUUGUAUAUAUUGAAGACACCGUCGAAGGGCUCAAGAACAGUCUAGCGGCCCUGGUCGGGCUGUUUUCCGGACGCAAUGUUGGGAAACAGGUGGUCCUGGUUGCUCGCGAAUGAGUCACUUGUUGUACCUUUUUCCAAAGGCAUAAUCUCUUAUGAUAGAACUCUGGAGUUGAAGGUUUUUACUAGCACAAUUGUCUUUGGAUUACUGUGAGAAUAACAAGUUGUGAGGUACAAAUUCUCAAAGGAGUGGGGCCUCAUAAUAAUUUACAAUUACUUGUUAUUUGGUUUUUUGUU